Symphalangus syndactylus (siamang) is the source of this 3696-nucleotide messenger RNA. RefSeq names its product C-X-C motif chemokine receptor 6 (gene CXCR6). NCBI's taxonomy places the organism in Eukaryota, Metazoa, Chordata, Mammalia, Primates, Hylobatidae. Gene Ontology annotation, molecular function: C-C chemokine receptor activity; C-X-C chemokine receptor activity; coreceptor activity. The record is from RefSeq and is a predicted model, not a curated record. Gene Ontology annotation, biological process: calcium-mediated signaling; immune response; cell chemotaxis. Gene Ontology annotation, cellular component: membrane; external side of plasma membrane.
AGUCAGACCCACCCAGGGAGAUAAGGAGAAUCUAGUUAUUGUCUAUAUUUGCUCAAUGAAUAAUCUCUGUUUUCAUUUCUUUUGCAUAAGACAGGCUGUUUUAUCAGAUUAUCAUUUAUGUUCUUUUUUCAAUAUAAAUCAAUAUACUACUGUAGAAACUUUGAAAACUAUUUUACAAAAAGGAAGAAAUAAGUCACCCAUAAUUCCAUCAGCUGGAGGCCAACCGAUAAUAAAAUGUGAUCAUUUUUUCCAGGUUUCUAAAAGUACGGUCAGUCAAAAUCACAUAGUUUAUCAUGAACUCUUAAGUGAGGGCCCACAGAAUACAUGGCAGAGGGAUUCAAGGGAUUCAUGGACUCCCAGAAUUGCAGAGGGGUGUGUGUGUGUGUGUGUGUGUGUGUGUGUGUGUGUGUGUACAUUAUUUCUGAGAAAAGGUGUGCAGUUUUUAGGAGAUUCUCAAAGGAGUUUAUGGUCAAAAAAGGUUAAGAAUCACAAUUAAUUUUAUACCCUUUUGACAUCUAUUUGUUGUAAUAGUAAUAGCUAAUACUUAUUUUGCAUAUUUGUGUUUACACUGUUCUUAGCAAUUUAACUGUAUUGCAUUUUCCAAAAUCAGUAAAAAUACUUCCUAAACAUUUAAGUAUAUUCUAUUUUAUGUAUGAAUUGUAAUUUGCUUCAUCAUUAUCAGACUUUUACACUAUUUCCAAAGUUGUAGAUUUUUUUUUAAUUUUCAGAAAACAAAAUAGGAUUUUGAUUAUAGAGGAUAAAGAAAUGAAUGUUUUCAGUUCACCUAGAAGGGAAAGUAAUUUUGAAUACUCUAUUUGCACAGCACUGUCCAGGCCCAAUCUGUUUACCAAUUAUUAUACAUCAAAGUUUACCAAUCAUUACACAUGAAUUUGCACAGGUCCUUUGAGGAAAUGUGUAAUGGCAGCAUAAGGGACCAGCAAAAGCUGGAACAGGAGGAUACCAAAAAAAGGCAAGAGCGAGUCAAGCAAUAAUGGGGAGCUGGACAUUAUUCUUAAGAGCAAAGCCACCUGUUUCAUAUUUUAAAUGAUGAAAAAAUAUGUUUUUGCCCAUGUGAAUCAAUAACACAUACACAUCACCUGACCUACUUAAUAUAGUGCCCCAGAGAGCCUGUGGGGGGCAGGAUGUCUACUGGCUGACCUAUCACCCUUAGAGAUCUAACAAUCGUGGUCUAAGGGCAAGGAUUUUUAUUAAGUAGUCUUAGCCCAAAGGCAGCAUCCUUCCUUGCUAGAGAGAAAGGGCACUUUAGUCCCUGGAAAGACAGAGGCAAGCAGCAGCAUCGGAGACACUGCUCCCAGUCAGGACUCAACAUCAGGGACAGAAGUGUUUCUAAGUGGAUUAGGAAAGGUAACCUCAUCGUUUAUAUGCCCUUGUCUGGUCAGGCAAUGUUUUGACUUUGCUGGCAGAGAUUCUGUCCAAACACUUGCUCUUCUUCAUACAUCUUCUAGAGGUGCUGGCCAGACAUGGCUCCAGGUCACUGGAAAUGAGCUGCUGCAUGCUGAGUAUCUGCAGUCCAGUAGCAAGGGCAGGCUUGGCACUCAUGGGCUGAUGUUGCCGCAGCUGCCCCUGCUCCCACACCACAGGUUACAUGAUCCCUUGUCCUGUCCGUGGUCUUUGGCAGGGUCACAGGGCAGAGGGAAGGGUCAGAGAGAAGUGACAUCUUGAAGGGCUGGUGCCCUGGGUAAGAAAGGUUGCUGCCCAUCUGGCACCCCAUUUCAAUUGGGUCUUCUGCUUGUUAAAUGAGGCCCCUAAAUCCUAACCAGCCAAUCACAGGAGCUAAGGCAAGGUUCCGCUUUGGGGAAAUCUACCUUUUAAGAGACUUCUUGCUCAGAAGUCUUCAGGAAAUGAGGCUCUGAUGGUGGAAUGCCAUAAACUGUGUUAGAUGAUGAAGGGGAAAGUUUAGUUGGGAAGUGAGGAGAACCACCCAAUGCUUUAUCCAUGAAGCCAGCUCAGCCAAAGUGCUGGGCAGUCAUGGGCUUUUCUAUGCUUUGUUUCCCCAUUAGUAGCCUUUGAAAAUCCAUGCAAUUGAGGGGAAGUAAAGGCAGGAAGGACUAUCUACCCAGGCAGAGCAGUCUUGCCAUCCCCAAACACCUGUGGUCUCCAGGAGUCUCUUUGAUAGGAGAGCCCCGUGGUAGGGGCACUUGCUUUAGCUUUCACAAUUUAUUAGGAAAUGGGGCUCAGGAUGGGUGGGCAACUGUGGUGAGGCAGGGGGAGAUGAAAACAGGCAUGUCCCAUUGAUGAGCUCAGAUUAUCAGUGGGCUCAACCAUCCAUCAUCGGUGUUGCUCUUCCAAAGAGCACUGUGCCCAUCUGACAGCAAAGUGACUUUUGCUUUCAAAAUAAUUGAGCACAGGAUUUUAUGGAAUGUGCUUAGGGGUCAGUUAUGAGUUGUCUCCCAGAUGGGUGAGAUCCUGAGAAUUUUCAGGCUAAUGGAGAGUCCUUGUCCUGUCUGAGCAAUUUCCCCUCAGAAUUGGUUAUCUUCAAUAUACUGGACUGUGCUGUUUCUACACAUCCCAGUGGGUGGGUUUAGGAGAUGACUAUUUGCCCCCUAAAUGUGGUCAAUGGGACAGCAGGAAGACAGAGAAUGCCAUCCUCAGCCCCAAAUAUAAUUCCUGGGUUCUGACUCACAGGUGUUCAUCAGAAAAGACACCAUGGCAGAGUAUGAUUACCAUGAAGACUAUGGGUUCAACAGUUUCAAUGACAGCAGCCAGGAGGAGCAUCAAGACUUCCUGCAGUUCAGCAAGGUCUUUCUGCCCUGCAUGUACCUGGUGGUGUUUGUCUGUGGCCUGGUGGGGAACUCCCUGGUGCUGGUCAUAUCCAUCUUCUACCAUAAGUUGCAGAGCCUGACGGAUGUGUUCCUGGUGAACCUACCCCUGGCUGACCUGGUGUUUGUCUGCACUCUGCCCUUCUGGGCCUAUGCAGGCAUCCAUGAAUGGGUCUUUGGCCAGGUCAUGUGCAAGAGCCUACUGGGCAUCUACACUAUUAACUUCUACACGUCCAUGCUCAUCCUCACCUGCAUCACUGUGGAUCGUUUCAUUGUAGUGGUUAAGGCCACCAAGGCCUACAACCAGCAAGCCAAGAGGAUGUCCUGGGGCAAGGUCACCAGCUUGCUCAUCUGGGUGAUAUCCCUGCUGGUUUCCUUGCCCCAAAUUAUCUAUGGCGAUGUCUUUAAUCUCGACAAGCUCAUAUGUGGUUACCAUGAUGAGGCGAUUUCCACUGUGGUUCUUGCCACCCAGAUGACACUGGGGUUCUUCUUGCCACUGCUCACCAUGAUUGUCUGCUAUUCAGUCAUAAUCAAAACACUGCUUCAUGCUGGAGGCUUCCAGAAGCACAGAUCUCUAAAGAUCAUCUUCCUGGUGAUGGCUGUGUUCCUGCUGACCCAGAUGCCCUUCAACCUCAUGAAGCUCGUCCGCAGCACACACUGGGAAUACUAUGCCAUGACCAGCUUUCACUACACCAUCAUGGUGACAGAGGCCAUCGCAUACCUGAGGGCCUGCCUUAACCCUGUGCUCUAUGCCUUUGUCAGCCUGAAGUUUCGAAAGAACUUCUGGAAACUUGUGAAGGACAUUGGUUGCCUCCCUUACCUUGGGGUCUCACAUCAAUGGAAAUCUUCUGAGGACAAUUCCAAGACUUUUUCUGCCUCCCACAAUGUGGAGGCCACCAGCAUGUUCCAGCUAUAG